Molecule: messenger RNA, 1239 nt
Organism: Jaminaea rosea
Lineage: Eukaryota; Fungi; Basidiomycota; Exobasidiomycetes; Microstromatales
Product: methionine aminopeptidase
Exons: 2
Coding region: 1-1239 (412 amino acids)
Biological process (GO): proteolysis
Molecular function (GO): metalloaminopeptidase activity
Source: RefSeq, a predicted model, not a curated record
AUGGCCAUCGAAGAGCAGGCGGCCACAACGUCAGCCGCGAGCAUCUCACCGCUCGCGGCUGCAGAGCAGAAGCACCAAGCUUCCAAAGCAGCAGCAGCCGCGUCAACCACCACGACUCAAGAGAGCUCCUCCUCCUCCUCUUCGGCAGAGUCACACGACCCCUUCCCCACCUUUUCCUACUCGGGCUCCCUUCGCCCCGCAUACCCGCUCAGCAAGAAUCCGCGCGUCCCAGCCCAUAUUCAACGCCCCAACUAUGCGCGAGAGGAGGUGAGCCAGAGCUUUUGGGCAUUUUGGUGGGAUUGGAUGCGCUCCCGCAACAUCCGCACCAACACGCCCGAGGAAGUCGCCGGGAUCCGCCGAUCGGCCAUCCUAGCCCGCCAAGUCCUCACCGCUGCACGAGACGCCAUAGCCAUCGGCGCCACGACGGACUCGAUUGACAAGGUAGUCUUUCGCGAAGCCAUAGCGCGUGAUUGUUACCCUUCGCCACUGGGGUAUCACGGUUACCCGAAGUCGGUCUGCACGAGUGUGAAUGAAUGCAUCUGCCACGGGAUCCCCGAUCAACGCCCGCUCCAAAGGGACGACAUAAUCAAUAUCGAUGUGACGCUCUACCAUAAGGGGUUUCACGGUGACCUCAACGCUACCUGGGCUGUGGAGCCUGCUGCUCACCCUGAAGGUUCAGAGGGGCAGAGACUAAUCAAGACAGCCCGCUCUUGCCUCGAUGCAGCCAUUUCCAUUUGUGGACCUGGAGUCCCUUACGGUGAGAUAGGCAAAGUCAUUCAACCCCUCGCAGAAUCUGCAGGCUUUGCAGUAGUACGUCGAUACACGGGUCACGGAGUUGGGAAAGUCUUCCAUGGUGCGCCAACCGUCUUUCAUCACAAGACUAAAAAAGGUUGGGGAAUCAUGGAGGUAGGACACGUCUUUACCAUCGAGCCUAUGAUCUCUGCCACUCCCCCGCCCGUAGGGGCUGGAGAUCUCUCCUGGCCUGAUGACUGGACGGUCACUACGACGGAUGGGGCACAUAGUGCCGCGGCUGAGGAGACAUUGGCUAUUACGCCGCAUGGGGUGGAGAUUUUGACUGCCGCGGGGGGGCCGAAGGUGAUUGAUACGAGGGAGGAGAGGGAGAAGAGGGGAUUGAUUACGAGAAUCAAGGAGAGGGACGAUUGGGAGGAGGAGAAGGCGAGGCGGGCCAAAGAGGGAGAGGGAGAUGACAAGAGGGAAGAGAAGAGGAUCAAGGUGUAG